CAGUCUAGGCUGCUCGCCGCUGUCGCUCCCGGGCCGCGGGAUGACACCGCCUCCGCCCCGAUGCGCCGCCCUCGGCGCCCCGCGCGCCCGCGUCCCCGGUCCGCUAGCUCGGUCCGGGUUCCCGCUGCGGCUGCUGCUGCUGCUGGUCUGGACGGCCGCCACCACCCAAGGCCACCCGAGGAGCGGACCCCGCAUCUCGGCUGUCUGGAAAGGCCGCGCAGGGCAGGACCGGGUGGACUUUGGCUCAGCCGAGCCUCACACGGUGCUUUUCCAUGAGCCAGGCAGCUCUUCCGUGUGGGUGGGUGGACGCGGCAAGGUCUAUCUCUUCGACUUCCCUGAGGGCAAGAACGCCUCGGUACACACGGUGAACAUUGGCUCCACGAAGGGGUCCUGCUUGGACAAGUUGGACUGUGAGAACUACAUCACGCUCCUGGAGAGGCAGGGCGAGGGGCUGCUGGUCUGUGGCACCAAUGCCCGGCGCCCCAGCUGCUGGAACCUGGUGAACGGCACCGUGGAGUCGCUUGGUGAGAGGAGAGGCUAUGCCCCCUUCAGUCCAGAUGAGAACUCCCUGGUUCUAUUUGAUGGGGACGAGGUGUACUCCACAAUCCGGAAGCAGGAAUACAAUGGGAAGAUCCCUCGGUUCCGUCGCAUCCAGGGCGAGAUCGAGCUGUACACCAGUGAUACUGUCAUGCAGAACCCGCAGUUCAUCAAGGCUACCAUCGUGCACCAAGACCAAGCCUACGAUGACAAGAUCUACUACUUCUUUCGAGAGGAUAACCCUGACAAGAAUCCCGAGGCCCCUCUCAACGUGUCCCGCGUGGCCCAGCUGUGCAGGGGGGACCAGGGUGGUGAGAGCUCAUUGUCGGUCUCCAAGUGGAACACUUUCCUGAAAGCCAUGCUGGUGUGCAGUGACACCGCCACCAACAGAAACUUCAACAGGCUACAGGACGUCUUCCUGCUCCCUGAUCCUAAUGGCCAGUGGAGGGAUACCAGGGUCUAUGGUGUUUUCUCCAACCCCUGGAACUACUCGGCUGUUUGUGUGUAUUCCCUUGGUGACAUUGACAAGGUCUUCCGCACUUCCUCGCUCAAGGGCUACCACACGGGCCUUCCCAACCCUCGGCCUGGCAAGUGCCUCCCAGACCGGCAGCCGAUACCCACAGAGACCUUCCAGGUGGCCGACAGUCACCCUGAGGUGGCGCAGAGGGUGGAGCCCAUGGGGCCUCUGAAGACACCAUUGUUCCACUCUAAGUACCACUACCAGAAAGUGGUCGUCCACCGCAUGCACGCCAGCCGUGGGGAGACCUUCCGCGUGCUUUACCUAACCACAGACAGGGGCACCAUCCACAAGGUGGUGGAGUCAGGGGAGCGGGAACGUAGCCUCGUCUUCAACAUUGUGGAGAUCCAGCCCUUCCGCCACGCAGCUGCCAUCCAGGCCAUGUCACUGGACGCUGACCGGCGGAAGCUGUAUGUGAGCUCCCAGUGGGAGGUGAGCCAGGUGCCUCUCGACCUAUGUGAGGUCUAUGGUGGUGGCUGCCACGGCUGCCUCAUGGCCCGAGACCCCUACUGCGGCUGGGACCAGGGCCGCUGUGUUUCCAUCUACAGCUCCCAAGAGCCGGUGCUGCAGUCCAUUAAUCCAGCUGAGCCACACAAAGAGUGCCCCAACCCAAAGCCAGAUGAGGCCCCACUGCAGAAGGUUUCCCUGGCCCCGAACUCUCGCUACUACCUGAGCUGCCCCAUGGAGUCCCGCCAUGCCAUCUACUCAUGGCGCCAUGGGAAGAAUGUGGAGCAGAGCUGUGAGCCCGGCCACCAGAGCCCCAACUGCAUCCUGUUCAUUGAGAACCUCACAACCGACCAGUAUGGCCACUACCACUGCGAGGCCCAGGAGGGCUCCUUCUUCCACGAGGCUCAGCACUGGGAGCUGCUGCGUGAGGACGGUGCCACUGCUGAGCACCUGCUGGGCCACGCCCGCACCCUAGCGGCUUCCCUGUGGCUAGGUGCCCUGCCCAUGCUUGUUCUUGCCCUCUUUGUCCAUUAGGGCCUCAUGGGGCUGGGCAUGCUGCAGGCUUCUAGUGCCAAGGGCACUAGAAAAGUCUCACACCCAGAGCUGUCCGGGCCUGGGAGCUCCUUAGCCACCACUUCUUCCAGGGGGACUGCAUAACCCGAUGGGUCACCAGGCCUGGAGAUGGCCAGCCGCGGGCGGCUGCUGGGCCUGGGUCGGGUAGGGGUGU
Equus quagga is the source of this 2228-nucleotide messenger RNA. Its product is annotated as semaphorin-7A. The coding region runs from base 41 to 2035 and encodes 664 amino acids. Gene Ontology annotation, molecular function: integrin binding; semaphorin receptor binding; chemorepellent activity. Gene Ontology annotation, biological process: positive regulation of axon extension; integrin-mediated signaling pathway; positive regulation of ERK1 and ERK2 cascade. The transcript has 14 exons. Lineage: Eukaryota; Metazoa; Chordata; Mammalia; Perissodactyla; Equidae. Gene Ontology annotation, cellular component: external side of plasma membrane. The record is from RefSeq and is a predicted model, not a curated record.